Mizuhopecten yessoensis (Yesso scallop) is the source of this 422-nucleotide messenger RNA. Its product is annotated as putative tyrosine-protein kinase Wsck. Lineage: Eukaryota; Metazoa; Mollusca; Bivalvia; Pectinida; Pectinidae. The annotation marks the transcript as partial. The record is from RefSeq and is a predicted model, not a curated record. The transcript is spliced from 4 exons.
AGAGCAAAUAUCCGAUUCACUUUGGCUGUACUACAAAAAAGUCACUUGGAAGGAAGCAUUUGUGUCUUGUCAGAAUAUGGCAGCUUCUCUUGCCGAACCAGUUACAAUUGGCGAAAACUUCGCUCUUCGGAGGGGCAGGGUCUGGGUAGGUCAAUACCAGUAUACCACUCCAUGGAUGUAUCCCACUGGGUGCUUCAGCGUUGAUAAUGAAAAUUUCACGAGGAUUGAAAACAAUGAUAUUGUCUCAUGUAAGCAGAGGUGUGGGCAUUCCGACAUUAUGCUGCAGAUACACAAGUGCCUAUGUGUGAAUACAGCUCCGGACAUCGAUGCUCGAAAACCACGUUCAUACUGUAACGUUAGAUGUCCUGGUAACCCCAGUGAGAUUUGCGGAGGGAGUGAUGUCUAUCUACACUACACAACAU